AUGCCAUUUGAUCUAGAACCAUCUGACUCCGGGCACCAACUGUCUAGCGCGCCAGCUCACAUAUCACCUGCCUCUGACGCAUCUCACGACAUCUCCGCUUCACCAGCUACCAGCCGUCACGACUUGAUAAACUCUCCAGGUAGUGCACGAAUAACUCGACAUCUUCGAGAUAGCUCUGGACUUGACCAUUCUCCUGCUUCACCAUAUUCCCGCCCCGCGAUGCCGUUUACAACGCGUGAGGCCGUUCUUAUCAAGAACUUUGCCGAAAACAUGGCUCUAUGGGCUGACGCGACAGAUAUAAAGCGCCAUUUCGAGCUUGAGGUUCCUCGCAGGUCUAUGUACUUUCCCGUGCUACGUUACGCGGUUUUCGCCUUCUCUUCGCGUCACCUGAAUCGAGAUAAGUCAGAUACGUCUACUGAGUCUUUGGAAUAUUAUGAUCAUUGUCUGAGCCUCUUGAUCGAAGCUGUUGGCGAGCUAAAUGGGCCAAUCGACGAAGAGACGCUUGCCGCAAUCGCCAUAUUGCGACAGUACGAAGAGAUGGACGCGGAUGAUAUGGAAAUGCAUCUGACAGGGACAUCACGAAUCGUGAACUCAAUGUCUUUGUUUGACUUCAACAGCGGUCUUGGUGAAGCUGCGGCAUGGCUCUGUCUUCGACAAGAUAUCUAUGUCUCGUUGACCAAACAGCGACCGUUAAGAUCAGAUCUAGAGACCUAUCUCCAGUCAGAUGUCUUCAGGCGCGCUGAUGAUGCAGCUUAUGCAAACAAAAUGGUCUUUCUUCUAGCGCGAGCCCUCAGCUGCGUCUUCCCAUCAGGUUUGCCUGUUAGCAACGAAAAGCUGGAAAGUAUUCGACUCGAAGUUGAUGGCUGGUUUGAGUCAAAGCCUGCCGCCUUCAACCCGAUACUUGAAAAGGGUAGAAACAAGGAUGAAGGACGAUUUUUGCCUGAUAUAUGGGUUCUUUCGCCAUUCCAUUCCAUUGGGUUACAAUAUUACCAUAUUGCGAGGAUUGUCCUGGCUACUUCAACGCCCAUUACUACAGCUUCAGUCUUUGAUCAUAUACGUCAAUGCAAGAAAGUAGAGCGAACGGUUCAGAACCAUCUCCUACAAGUAAUAGCCUUGGCCAGCUCUCAUGCAAGAGCAGAAAACGCUCUGUUUACAGCGCGGCAUUCACUAUCCGUUUGGGGCAGUGUGUUUACCGAAAAGGCAGACCAAGAGAUGGUAGUCAACUUUCUGGACCAUGUUCAACAAAAGACUGGCUGGUACACAGCUUCAUUAAGCUCAACACUGCAACAGCAAUGGAUUCAAGAUAACAAUGAAGGAUCCUAG
Fusarium redolens is the source of this 1323-nucleotide messenger RNA. RefSeq lists its product as uncharacterized. Bases 1 to 1323 code for a protein of 440 amino acids. Gene Ontology annotation, biological process: positive regulation of transcription by RNA polymerase II. NCBI's taxonomy places the organism in Eukaryota, Fungi, Ascomycota, Sordariomycetes, Hypocreales, Nectriaceae. The record is from RefSeq and is a predicted model, not a curated record. The transcript has 5 exons. Gene Ontology annotation, cellular component: nucleus. Gene Ontology annotation, molecular function: transcription cis-regulatory region binding; DNA-binding transcription factor activity.